AUGGCGGACAAGGAAGCGACCGUUUUCAUCCUCGACCUUGGCGCGUCGAUGGGCAAGUCUCACAGCGGCCGCAGUGAAUCUGACUUGGACUGGAGCAUGCGCUAUGUUUGGGACAAAAUUACCGACAUUGUAUCUGCGAACCGAAAGACAUUGUGUAUUGGCGCAGUUGGCUUGAGGACUGAUGGAACUAUGAACAAGCUGAUGGACGAGGACGGUUACGACAACAUCUCCGUGCUGCAGGAGCUUGGACCAAUGACCAUGACAUCUCUCAAGACUCUACAGACGAGUAUCAAACCGAGCAAAACGUUUGAUGGAGACGCCAUUUCCGCUAUUGUUGUCGCUGUUGACAUGAUUGAUACUUUCACCAAGAAGCUCAAAUGGAAUCGCAAGAUUGUCAUGAUCACUGAUGCGCAAAGCGGCAUUGACCCUGACGAUAUCGGGGAUAUUGCUCACAAAAUCAACGACUCCAACAUUCAUCUAACUGUCCUUGGCGUGGAUUUUGACGAUCCCGAAUAUGGCUACAAGGAAGAAAAUAAAUCUCCAGCCAAGGCGGAGAAUGAGAAAACACUCAAAGCCUUGACCGAUCAAUGCACCGACAGUGUCUUCGCAUCCAUUGUGGAGGCCAUUGACGAGAUCGACACCCCUCGUGUAAAACAGGUCAAACCGUAUAAGAGUUAUGACGGCACCUUGGUCCUUGGUGAUCCGGAUAAAUUCCCGUUCGCCAUGAGCAUCAAUGUCGAACGCUAUUUCAAGACACAUCUGGCCCGGCAAAUGACAGCCAGCACUGUGGUGCUCAAGUCUGAGUCAGGAGGGACACAAUCUACACAAACUUUGGAGGAGGAGCCCAUAAAUGACGUCGAAUUUUCGGCCGUCAAACAGGCGAGAACAUACAAAGUCAAUGCACCUGAUGCACCUGGAGGCAAAAAGGAUGUCGAGUUUGAAUCCCUGGCCAAAGGCUUCGAAUAUGGAAGAACCGCCGUGCACAUCAGCGAGUCGGAGCACAACAUCACAAAGCUCGAGACAAUAAAGAGUUUCUCCAUAGUUGGAUUCAUUCCGUGGGAAAAAUACGAGCCUUUUCUAAGUAUGGGUGAAGUAUGUGUUACCCAUGCCAAGAAGUUUGAUGAGAAGUCUGAGCUGGCCAUGUCUUCGCUUGUCUGGGGCCUCAAUGAGCUUGAGUCGUAUGCGAUUGCUCGACUCGUCACCAAAGAUGGUAAAGACCCAACUCUAGUGCUUCUUGCUCCUGGUCUCGAGCCUGAGCUAGAAUGUCUCUAUGACGUUCCCCUCCCUUUUGCUGAAGACAUCAGGGCGUAUAAAUUCCCUCCGUUAGACAAAGUUGUCACCGUGACAGGGCAAACACUGACUACACACCGCUUAUUACCAACGGAAGAGCUCACAGAAGCCAUGGGAGAGUACGUUGAUGCGAUGGACCUGGACUCGUACGGAAUGGAUGAGAACGGUGAACCGGCCGAAUUUGCGCCUUUUGACGAAACCUACAAUCCAGUCAUCCACCGCAUAAAUAAUGUUGUCAAACAGCGGGCAGUACAUCCCGAUCAGCCGAUUGAUGACAUUCCUUCGAUACUACUCCGAUACGCCAACCCUCCACAGGAUUUGAUCGAUCGAGUGCAAGAUCGCAUAGAAGAUCUUAUCAAGGAGGCCGAUGUCAAGAAAGUACCUCCGAAAGCAAAAGGAAGACGCAACAAGGAAGCCGUCAAGCCGCUUUCCGGCCUUGACGUGGAUGCACUGCUUGGAGAGGACAGCAAAGGCCAAAUCACACCCGAGAAUGCCGUGCCUGAUUUCAAGCGUGCCAUGGCAACAUCGGAGGAGAUUUCGGAUAUUCAAAGCGCUGCCAAGCAAAUGGGAGGAAUCAUUGAGUCACUAGUCACGGACAGCUUCGGUGACUCGAAAUAUGCUCGAGCUGUUGAGUGUAUCGGGGUAAUGCGGGAAGAGCUGAUCAAUAUGGAGGAGCCCGAAAUGUACAAUAGCUUCGUGCGGGAGCUCAAAAAGAGUCUUCUGUCCGGCACCCUUGGCGGCGACAGGCGAGACUUUUGGUUCAAGCUGCGCUGGUCGCGCCUGGGGUUGAUCGAGCAGAGCCAGUUGGACACUUCCAAAGUCACGGCCGAGGAAGCAGACGAGUUUUACAAGUCUAGAUAG
Beauveria bassiana ARSEF 2860 is the source of this 2151-nucleotide messenger RNA. Its product is annotated as Ku family DNA helicase, putative. The coding region runs from base 1 to 2151 and encodes 716 amino acids. The record is from RefSeq and is a predicted model, not a curated record. Gene Ontology annotation, cellular component: nucleus; Ku70:Ku80 complex. Lineage: Eukaryota; Fungi; Ascomycota; Sordariomycetes; Hypocreales; Cordycipitaceae. The transcript is spliced from 6 exons. Gene Ontology annotation, molecular function: damaged DNA binding; telomeric repeat DNA binding; double-stranded DNA binding. Gene Ontology annotation, biological process: telomere maintenance; DNA recombination; double-strand break repair via nonhomologous end joining.